UUGAACUAAAAGCACCAUGGCUGCAUUCCACCGCCGACUUCUCUGGCUCCUCGGUGUUACUUUGGUUUUGGCUGAAGUCAAUUCCAAUGAGAACGCAUUCUAUACAGCUGGUGUGGUGGAGUAUCGACCGUCGAUUAUGGGUGGCACUUCGGAUCAGCUGUUGGAGGCGAAUCUGGCUAGUUAUCUGGAAAUCAUGGCUUCCGGCAAUGGCACUACGGACAUCAUAGUCUUUCCGGAGGCCACUCUAAACAGUGUGAUCACCCUGACUGCAGUGCCAAAAUCUACGGAGCAAAGUUUGUGCGAUGAGCAGGUUGGUGAUGAUCCGGAGAUAGCAACAUUCCUGAGAUCUUUGGCCUGUGCGGCCAGGGAAUAUGGCACCUAUCUGGUGGUCAAUGUUAAGGAGCGGGUUGCAGAGCAUUGCACUGCGGAUGAGACAUGCUCCAGUCGCGGCUAUUCGAUUCAUAACACCAAUGUUGUGUUCGACAGACGAGGAGCGGUGGUAUCGCGCUAUAGGAAGUGGAAUCUUUACCUAGAACCAUCCACCAAUCGAACGGAAUCCCCUGAAAUAGCCACCUUUACAACGGAUUUCAAUGUGACCUUCGGUCAUUUCAUCUGCUUCGACAUGCUCUUCUAUACGCCGGCUCAGGACUUGGUGGAGCAACUGGGCAUCCGCCAUGUGAUUGUCACCAAAAUGUUCAACUCGGAGCUGCCCUUCCUCACAGCCUCCCAAUUCCAGCAGGGAUGGGCGUGGGCCAAUCGGGUGAACCUCCUGGCCUCCGGAGCAAGUCUUCCGCAGGGUGGCAUAAGUGGCAGUGGAAUUUACGCAAGUCAACAGGGCGCUCUGGCGCGACUCAUGAUCUCGGAUGAACUGGAGGGCCAGAGGAAGUUGCUUCUGGCUAAAGUUCCCCUCGAUCCCGACGAGCCGAUAGCCACGGAUGAGAUUUUGGAGCCGGAAAGGACGACUCCUGUGAAACUGAAACUCCUGCAGCAACCAGAACUUAAGACCUUUGCCACCUGGGAGUUGCCCAUGGUCCAGGGAAGUUCGGUGGAAAAGAGGAUAUGCCAGGAGGACUUGUGCUGCGAGUUCCGGGCCACUUGGACCCUGGUGGGCACCCAACAGGAAUAUAACUACAGAUUGGGUGUUUGGGUUGGCCAGAGGCGGUACGAGGAGGAGCAGUACAGUGCCAUCCGGCUGUGCGGUCUGUUCGCCUGCACAGGUUCCACUGUGGAGAGUUGCGGCCUGGUCAGCGAGGAACAGGAACACCUGCAGGAGCACCAAGUGGUGUUCACCAAGCUGCAGAUCCUUGGGGAGUUCGUGCGGCGACCACGACGUCUUUUAAUGCCCAGCACCUUGAGCUCCUCCAGUCUGUAUGCCCUGCAACCAUCGCAACUAACGUGGUCCAUGGAGGAAUUGGAUAAUGUAACGCGGAUUAAGAUGGAGCUGCUAAAACCUCAUGGCCAGCUAAUGACCUUCGCCAUAUAUGGCAACUAUUUCGAUGAGUAUGCGAAUGGUGGAGCUGGAAGAUUGGGAACCCAGCUGUUUCUUCUAAUUACGCCGCUAAUUAUGAAGCAUCUAUUUUGGGAGUAGGUCGAUGCACACUACAUUUGUGCAGGUCAUCUUAGUUCAUUUCUAGCUUUUUGUUAACUAUUUUUAUCUUAGUCUAAGAUUUUAUGCCAAUUUGUUUUUGUUUGGAAAUAUUUAUAAUGGUGGAAAACCACCAAAUAAAAUAAUUC
Drosophila teissieri is the source of this 1734-nucleotide messenger RNA. RefSeq names its product vanin-like protein 3. Gene Ontology annotation, molecular function: hydrolase activity, acting on carbon-nitrogen (but not peptide) bonds, in linear amides. NCBI's taxonomy places the organism in Eukaryota, Metazoa, Arthropoda, Insecta, Diptera, Drosophilidae. Bases 17 to 1588 code for a protein of 523 amino acids. The record is from RefSeq and is a predicted model, not a curated record. The transcript is spliced from 2 exons.